GGUAUCUUGCAUCUUGUAUCUUGUAUCUCUACAAGUUAAUCUUCAAACCUCAAUCUCCCAUCUCCUGAAUAUCAGCAAUCAUCCGACUGCCGCCAUCAAUCAUUCCGACAUCCGCCCUUCCACCCGUCCUUCCACCCGUCCUUCCGUCCGGCCAUCCUUACAAUCGGCUUAUCGAUAAGCCAACCUGCUCGAUCCCUCGACACGACCACCUCCCACCCCGUGGCCGUGAUACCCAGCUACCAUGUUCAUGUUCAUGUUCCCAUGUUCCCAUGUUCCCAUGUUCCCUAGUACAAUGUCCUCUCGUCAGCUCCAUCUGUCUUCUGCACAGCGGAGGCACAAUCACAAAUCCCACGAUAAUGCUCUGUCGGUACAAAUGAAUGCGCCAACACAUCUCUGCACAACUUGAAAAGUAAAGUGGAAAGGGGAAAGCACCCCGUAAGUGAAAAGUGGGAAGACACACAUGCUUUUACUCAAAUCGGCCAUCUCGGCCAUCCAUAUCUAGAAUGUAUCCUCGAUUCUCCAUUCACAAAUCCAAGACCAAGGCAAGUCUCCCAUACAUAUAUCGGUCUCCAUAUCGGCAUCUUAUUGCACAAGCACAUGUCACUCGCUCACUUAGCACGCUCCCAUAUUAUCUGUUCUUGUCCUACGACAUCGAAUUGAUCUAGGCCGUGGUGCGUAUAAUCUCUCAUCCAUCGUUUGAGCGAUGAGAAGAAGCUACUAGGUAUGAGAUGCUACACACAUGUAAAUCGCUCAUUUUUAUCCCUCAAUUCUUUGCCCUCUCUACCUAGCCAUCUCUCGUUACAUCUCUCCUUCGAGAUCUUCAGAGCAAAGCUCACCAGAGUCCCCAAUUCCACAUGCGAAACUCAUCCAUCGACACACCACACAUACAAAUGCCAAUAAUAGCAUUGUCUCAUCUAGAGAAGCAACAUACAAUUAAUAGUACUUGUAACCACGAUACACCUUUAUGACAACACAAAUCUUUCGCACCAUUAGCUAGCUAGCAAGCAGGAAAAGUAACCAUUUGCGAGUAGAACAAAACAGACCUCCCCAAAAAUGACCAACGAUCGCCUCACCUUCCCUACCUAUCUUCUCCCCUCCUUCUCUUUCCCCUUUCGUCGUCGCACAUCCUCUCCUAACACAAAAACCGCAUCGCUCAACACAAGUCCAAGCGCAAAUCCUUUGGUCCCAGGAUUAAGCUAUUCGCCUACGAGUAGCUGUAACGAAACUCCCCUCGCGUCACCUACAUCGGGGAGUUUUCUCUCGCGCAUUCCAUCUACUUCCACCCACAAGAGUGGGAGUGGGAGCUGGAGUGAGAAUGAGAAUGAGAAUGAGAAUGAGAACGAGAACGAGAACGAGAGUCAUGAACCCCCAUACGCUCUCACCUCUCCACCUCCCUCCAAACCUCUCCCUCGACCACAUCUCUCCCGUCCCUUACCCUCUACAAUACGCUGUCUUACCUGCUCCACCCACAUCUCCUACUCCUCGCAAAUAGUCUCCAAAGGCUUCACCGGUCGCCACGGCCGCGCCUAUCUCGUUGCUCCGCCUCCUUCUUCCCCAGUUCCUCAAAUUCCUCCCUUUCCACCCACUGCUCACGAUCGCUCUAAAAAUAUCUCCAACGUCCGAAUCGGUCGUCCUGCGAAUCGAGAAUUGUUAACGGGUCAUCAUGUCGUCGCAGAUGUGAACUGUGCGGUUUGUAAUACAUUGUUAGGAUGGAAAUAUGUGGAUGCGAGGGAGGCGGGCCAGAGAUAUAAAAUUGGAAAGUUUAUUUUGGAAACCAAGAGGGUGGGUGUUGUGGAGACGUUUGAGGAUGAGGAUGUGCGGACUCACUCGCUUGAUUUUCAGGGGGAGGAUGAAGAUGCUCGGAGAUUGGUGGGGAUGGGGAUGGGAAAUUUGGGGAGAGAAGGAGUGGGUGGAUCGGGGAGAUUUGGAGGAAGGAAGAGAGAUGGAGAAUUACAUGCAUUGAAUGUGGAAACGAAAGAAGAGGAAGAUGCAAGGGGGUGGGUGAAUUUUGACUCGGAAGAUGAUGAUGAGUGUGAGGAACUUUUUGCGGGGGUUUGGGAUGCUGAGGUGGCGCAGAAAAGGAGGAUUAGGAGGGUUGAUCGGAGGAGGAAGGAGGUGGAGAGGGAGAGGUUGGCGAGUAAGGAUAGUGGGGUGGGGGGACUAUAGGGGGGGGAGGGAGCUACAAAAAUGGGAAUAGGAAGGGGUGGGUGGUAAUAUAUAAUUCGAAUUACUAUGAGAUCGGAGGGGGAGGAGGAACUUGUAUGCGUUUCGCUGCGAUGCGAUGGGUUGUGAUGUUAUGUGAGGUGAUGGGGUUUACGACUACAAUAUGAUUUAUGACGGAAAGAAAGAGGGAAAGAAAGAUGGAUGGAUACAUUUACAAGGAAGGAAAGAAAGAAAUA
Botrytis cinerea B05.10 is the source of this 2399-nucleotide messenger RNA. RefSeq lists its product as hypothetical. The record is from RefSeq and is a predicted model, not a curated record. The transcript has 2 exons. Bases 1054 to 2166 code for a protein of 370 amino acids. NCBI's taxonomy places the organism in Eukaryota, Fungi, Ascomycota, Leotiomycetes, Helotiales, Sclerotiniaceae.